Molecule: messenger RNA, 298 nt
Organism: Penaeus monodon (black tiger shrimp)
Lineage: Eukaryota; Metazoa; Arthropoda; Malacostraca; Decapoda; Penaeidae
Product: kelch-like protein 18
Molecular function (GO): protein binding
Source: RefSeq, a predicted model, not a curated record
GUCUUUGAAGCCAUAAUGUCUUGGGUGAAGCGAGACCUUGACCAGCGGAGCGACCACCUACCUGAGCUGCUCACCAAGGUACGAAUGCCUCUCCUCACGCCCCAGUACCUGACUGACUGCGUGGGAACUGAGAACCUGAUACGGUCAUCCCACGAGUGCAGAGAUCUCCUGGACGAAGCAAAAGACUACCACCUGAUGCCUGAACGCCGUCCACUCCUUCAAAGCUUCAGAACAAGACCUAGAUGCUGUAAUGAUAUUGUAGGCCUUAUUUAUGCGGUCGGUGGCCUUACUAAAUCAG